This is a messenger RNA of Nannospalax galili (Upper Galilee mountains blind mole rat), 2069 nucleotides long. RefSeq names its product WASH complex subunit 1 (gene Washc1). Gene Ontology annotation, biological process: Arp2/3 complex-mediated actin nucleation; endocytic recycling; retrograde transport, endosome to Golgi. The record is from RefSeq and is a predicted model, not a curated record. Gene Ontology annotation, cellular component: recycling endosome; early endosome; WASH complex. Bases 359 to 1792 code for a protein of 477 amino acids. The transcript is spliced from 12 exons. Gene Ontology annotation, molecular function: gamma-tubulin binding; alpha-tubulin binding; actin binding. Lineage: Eukaryota; Metazoa; Chordata; Mammalia; Rodentia; Spalacidae.
GGACCCUGGGCGGGGAGGCCAGGCCGCGGGCAACCGGAGGGAACGGACCCUGCGGGGCUCCCGCUCCCCGGACGCUGCGGUCGUCUACUCUGCUACCUAUGCGAGCCUCCCGCCUUUGGAACUGCCCCAAGCCGCCCUGGCCCCUCCCAGGUCCUGCAGCUGAGGCCCGCAGGGAGCAGGCCACAGGUAGUGCUGAGAGAUUUUUCCAGACCUUCCUGACCCCAGAAGUGUUCUUCAGUAAACACUGCAUUGAUCAGUGAUGUCAGCAGUGUGAUUCCUGCUUUAGUGGCACCAGGGAACCGAGUGAAUUAAAACCCAACAUAAACAGACUGUUCUGGUCCUGUGAUUUGGAGGCACUAUGACACCCGUGAGGACCCAGCACUCCUUGGUAGGUCAGCCAUAUGCAGUGCCUCUAAUACAGCCUGACCUGCGGCGAGAAGAAGCAAUCCAGCAAGUGGCAGAUGCCCUGCAGUAUCUACAGAACAUCUCUGGAGACAUCUUCAGGAGGAUCUCCCAGCGAGUGGAGCUGAGCCGGUGCCAGCUGCAGGCCAUUGGGGAGAGGGUCUCCUUGGCCCAGGCUAAGAUAGAGAAGAUCAAGGGCAGCAAGAAGGCCAUCAAGGUAUUCUCUAGUGCCAAGUACCCAGCUCCAGAGCGCCUGCAGGAAUAUGGCUCCAUCUUCACGGGUGCCCUGGACCCUAAUCUACAGAGAAGGCCCCGCUACAGGAUCCAGAGCAAGCAUCGCCCACUGGAUGAGCGGGCCCUGCAGGAGAAGCUGAAAUACUUCCCUGUAUGUGUAAACACCAAGCCAGAGCCUGAGGAUGAAGCUGAAGAGGGGCUUGGGGGUCUUCCCAGCAACAUCAGCUCCAUCAGCUCCCUGCUGCUCUUCAACACCACAGAGAACCUGUACAAGAAGUAUGUUUUCCUGGACCCCCUGGCUGGUGCGGUAACAAAAACUCAUGUGAUGCUGGGGGCAGAGGAAGAGAAGUUGUUUGAUGCCCCUCUAUCCAUCAGCAAGAGAGAACAGCUGGAGCAGCAGGCUCCAGAGAAUUACUUCUAUGUGCCAGACCUGGGCCAAGUUCCUGAAAUCGAUGUGCCAUCCUACCUGCCUGACCUGCCUGGCAUCGCAGAUGACCUCACAUACAGUGCUGACUUGGGCCCCGGCAUUGCCCCCUCUGCUCCUGGUGCCAUUCCAGAACUGCCCACCUUCCACACAGAGGUGGCUGAGCCUUUCCAGCCAGACCUAGAGAAUGGAGUACUGCUGGCAGCACCGCCACCACCACCACCGCCGCCUCCGCCUCCGCCACCACCCCCCCCAGCUCCCAUGGUGCCAGUUAGCGCCCCACCACCACCGUUCUCUGAAAUGGCGAGCUCAACUGGCCAGGUUGCAGGGGAAGAAAACACCGGUAGCAGCAUGGCCCAUUCAGCUUCUGUUCAAGGAGCUCCCAAGGAGGUGGUUGACCCCUCCAGCGGCCGGGCCACUCUGCUCGAGUCUAUCCGCCAAGCUGGGGGCAUCGGCAAAGCUAAACUGCGCAGUGUUAAGGAGCGCAAGCUGGAGAAGAAGAAACAGAAGGAGCAGGAACAAGUGAGAGCCAGCAGCCAAUGCGGGGACCUAAUGUCAGAUCUCUUUAACAAGCUGGUCAUGAGGCGAAAAGGUAUCUCCGGGAAAGGACCUGGCACUGGAGCCAGUGAAGGACCAGGUGGAGCCUUCACCCGAAUGUCAGACUCCAUUCCACCUCUGCCACCUCCACAGCAGCCACCAGGAGAUGAGGAUGAGGAUGACUGGGAGUCUUAGUGGAGCUUUGGCCCUCCUCCUACAUUCAACAGGAAGAGCUGGAGCUCCUAGACCAGCUGGGCCAUUCAGGUCCUAUUGCCCAGAGAGGUCCAGGGGCUAUAUGAAUGUUCCAGGUCUAUGCUUGAGUCCUCUUUAUGGAGUGGGGCCUGUGUGAGCUGUCUGCAGUGUUCCACUGUCUCAUGUGACUGCUUUACCUGAUCCUCAAGUGCUUUUCUUGUCCUUAAAGAGACUGAGAGAAAACAGGAAUGUGAUGUAAUAAAGUAACUGGAAACCUGAA